Molecule: messenger RNA, 848 nt
Organism: Schistocerca serialis cubense
Lineage: Eukaryota; Metazoa; Arthropoda; Insecta; Orthoptera; Acrididae
Exons: 5
Coding region: 97-750 (217 amino acids)
Source: RefSeq, a predicted model, not a curated record
ACGCGCACGCCGCCACCAGCGCGCACUUCAGUCGACUCCCGACAGCGGUCGCGUCCACAGCAACUGCUCUCUCUGCACACUCCACAGGUGCCCACGAUGGUCCGCCGGCUGCUGCUGCUGGUGCUGAUGGUGGCGAUGGGAGCCGCCCAGCGCAGACUCGCCCUGCCCGACCCGCGCAGCUGCGCCAACCGCGUCCGGCACGCGACGUACCGCGACGCGCGUGGCGUGGCCCACGCCUACUUCUUCAGCUGGGAGCACGGGCCCACGCGCAGCCUCGAGGUGGACUGGCUCGACGCCAGGAACAUCUGCCGCAGGCACUGCAUGGACGCCGUCUCCCUGGAGACGCCUCAGGAGAACGAGUUCAUCAAGCAGCGCAUCGCCAGAGGUAACGUGCGGUACAUCUGGACGUCGGGCCGCAAGUGCAACUUCGCUGGCUGCGACAGGGCCGACCUGCAGCCGGCCAACAUCAACGGCUGGUUCUGGUCCGGCUCUGGCGCCAAGAUCGGCCCCACCAACCAGCGCAACACCGGCGACUGGAGCUACACCGGCGGCUUCGGACAGGCGCAGCCCGACAACCGCGAGGCCGCCCAGGGCAACGACGAGUCGUGCCUGUCCAUCCUGAACAACUUCUACAACGACGGCGUCAAGUGGCACGACGUCGCCUGCCACCACGUGAAGCCGUUCGUCUGCGAGGACAGCGACGAGUUGCUCAACUUCGUGCGCUCCCGCAACCCCGGCAUCCGCCUCUGAUCUGAUCUGCGCUCUCUCUCUCUCUCUCUCUCCCUCCUUCUUUUGUAUUAUUUGUCUAUAUUAUUUAAAUACACAAUAAACUAUUUUUAAUAUAUUAA